AGUAAAAAACCUUUUGUGAGAAAAAAAAGGAAAGAUCGGAUCGGUUUGGUUCGGUUAACGUGGCAGAAACAAAUAAGGGUAGAAAGAGAAGCAGUGGUCCAUGGGGAAGAAGCAGCAGCUACAUAACAGAGUUCCCAAAGAUCAUCCUUUUGCCUUAUCUUCCUCCCAAUCAAAUCCCUCUCUCUCUCUCUCUCCAGAUAUACCAAUCGAUUGAAUUUACCCACCCAAAUCGAUCACCAUUCGCCGCUCUCUUCUUAUUCAGCCGUAAAGAAUGGCAGCUGAUCAGGGGAGGAAGCGGAUGAGCAGUGCCAAUGUUAUUGGUUUCAGUUCUAGAGAGCAUUACAGAGCCAAAAGGAAAAAGCUUGAUGGUUCUUUGCGUUCAGGAGGAGAUCACAUCAGUCUUGAAUGGGACAUCAACCGCAGCAAAGUAGUCUCUAAGAAGGAACAAGUGGGCUUAAGUUUGAGGCAUCUUCGCGAGUUUGUUGAUUAUGUUCCUCCUAGGCGGAGUCUCUUGGCGCAAGUUUGCCCCGUCCCUCGUGAAACUUUCCAGCUGGAAAAUCUUUCAGAGGUGCUUUCGAGUGAGGUGUGGCGAGGUUGUCUGUCUGAUGGAGAAAGAAACUAUCUGCAGCAGUUCCUCCCUGAGGGUGUUGAUGUGGAGCAAGUUGUUCAGCAGUUGCUUGAUGGGGAGAAUUUUCAUUUUGGAAAUCCUUUUCUUGAUUGGGGAACAUCUGUCUGCUCCGGGAAAGCACAUCCAGAUGAGAUUGUUUCUGAGGAGGAGUCUCUGAGGGCUGGUAAAAGAAGAUAUUACGCGGAUCUAGAGAAGUACCAUAAUGAUAUUAUAGAUUAUUUGCAGAUGCUGAAGGUGAAAUGGGAAAGCUGCAAAGAUCCAGAAAAAGAUUCUGUUAAGAAGAUGUGGAGGAGAUCAAGAGAAGGCAAUGCGCGUGUAAACGGUAGUAACUGCCAGGAUGUAACAGCUGCCUCGGAGUCUAGUUCCUGGAAUGAGGAUGAUAAACCAUGCAAUAGUGAUAGGGCUGGAGAGGUUCGGAGAAGGCCCAAGAGUUCUGCUGUGGAGAAAGAAAAGUCUCAAAGUCCCUUGAUUGCACAAGAGAAUGUUGUAAACAUGGACUUGAAAGCUAGAAACAAGGAUAAGCUACCGAAACAUAGCAUUCAGCAAACUGAUGGUGCUAAAUACAUGUCCUACCUUAAGAUAAGCAAGAAGCAGUAUCAGAUUGUCACAAGCAUGAAGCAGUCUGGUAAAAGCAUUCAGUCGAAAGCACUUAAUAAAAUCUUGGGUAACAUCAACAAUUUGGAUGUUCAACCUUAUGGAGUGUUUGUGGAAGAAGAACAGAAGAAACUGGAUGCUCACUGGCUGCAACUGGUUAAAGAUCUUCCUGCAUCAUAUGCAAUAUGGAGAAAGCUACAGUUACAGAAACGAGAUGUAAUCAGCUCUUUGGAAAGAGAACUGAAGGACAAACUCAAUCCAUGGAUGGAGGUUUGUUCAGAAAAGCCUCUGCAGAAGCAUAAUGUUCAAUUAGACUUGAGGAAUUACGAUGGAGACAGUUUGGAUCCAAAUCAGAGUGGUGACUUAGCACCAGACGUUGAAGAUUCGGGAAGUUUCGAUCAAGUCUCUGCCAAGAAUCAAUCUCUUUCAAAGGAGUCAUCGUCUGACAGUGACCAAAUCACAGAUUCAGGUCGCUGCUUGCAAGUUGGUGAACACCCCUCACAGGUUUCUUCACCAGAUUGUGACAAUAGCAUCAAUAUGGAGGAUACUGAAGCAAAUGAUUAUUCCAGCUCCAUAAAUGGCCAGUCUCUCCCACAGGCUCCAUUUCCUAGCGAGCCCCACGCUUCAGAUCUCGGAGAUGCAAACCCUUCAGACGAGAGGCUUCCUAGCACUAGUUCAAGCCAUGGAGAUGAGUUGCAGUAUUGUUCUGGUGGGGAUGUGUGGCAGCCAGUGGGAGGAACUAGGCAGUCCUACGUUGGCCGCCAAGCUUACACCCCUAGUGGUGGGUUGUCAAUCAUACACCAUCCUGAAGGUGGUGAAGAAGAGAAAAACUAUUUCAUAGAACCGGACAUGCCUGAAGAAGUUGAUAGAAGGAAGAUGUUACAGCCGGGAGCAAACACCAGUUUUGGUUCUUUCCCUAGCAACGAUCAAAAUGAACUGCUUCAGUCUUUGUUUAAAGGUCAAGGCGGCGUGGCAUCUCACUCUCUUCUUAAAGUCCCACUUAACGAGGAGCAUAAACAGAUUAUGCCCAUUGGUUUUCAGCAGGAAGGAACCAACAAUCUGAUGGAGGGAAAUCAAUUCUCUGGUCAGUUCCAGCAUCAGAUGACUGCACCACAAGCACUGUCUCAGGACCAGCCAAGACAGGUUGACAUCUAUGGCCAAGGAAGCUUGCCAGACAACAUUUACUGCGAUGGACGUGGAUUCUUGAUGCCGCGUCCGGACUGGAACGCCAGUGUUGCUCAGCUUGGAGUCACCACACAGCCACCGCUGAACACUGGCCCUUUGUUAAAUCAGAACUGGCAAUUUAAGAGCAUGUGGGCAAACACAAACGGUGUAAGCCAAAGCAGUCAUACUGGGAGCGAGAGAGAUCUGAACCUUCUCAGAGUUGCUACUAACCCUGAGCAGAUGAUUCAUAGGGGAAGUAGUCCAGAUCAAAGCUUAUUCUCUGUUUUCUCUCAGUGCAAUCAGUUGCGCCGUUCUAGAUCCGCUUUGGAGCCCGAAAGUUCGAGUGCUCAAGUAAACUACGAGAUGCUCAUGGGGGGAGGCACAACUCAGGCAGGCAGCAGUUUAGCUCAGCCUACGAAUCCUCUUGAUUACUUAAGUGGUAGCAACAACCCGGCGGCAACAUCUUUGAUGCCAGAUGAUGUAGUAUGGAUGAACCAGAGUCGUGAGAACUCUGGUCUCCAUGACCCACUAGGGAAGCUGUAUCCAAGGUCAUGGAACCCGUAAGCAUCGUUUGUGAAGUUUUUGAAUUUGCUGAAGACGCAACCUGGUCAUCUUAAAGAUUAUACAAAACCCAACAUGGGUUUUUUUAGUUUUCUUGUCCAUUUAUUAUUAUUGUGUCUGUACAUCGAAAGAUAAACAGAGGAACUUUUGUUUUGUACAUAUUUAGGUUUUCAGUUAUGUGCUAGGUAUGAAACGAGGAUACUCCAGCUACCUACCUUUUUUCAUUUGAAUCUUACAUUUUGUCUUUUCACUUAAAGUUAUUGAUUGUUUAA
Brassica napus (rape) is the source of this 3219-nucleotide messenger RNA. RefSeq lists its product as uncharacterized. Gene Ontology annotation, cellular component: Ino80 complex. NCBI's taxonomy places the organism in Eukaryota, Viridiplantae, Streptophyta, Magnoliopsida, Brassicales, Brassicaceae. The transcript is spliced from 10 exons. The record is from RefSeq and is a predicted model, not a curated record. Bases 272 to 2950 code for a protein of 892 amino acids.